AUGCUAAACAGCACGAUUUUAUAUCCCAUGCAAAGCUCUUUCAAUCCUUAUGAGUGGCUAGAUGAAAAUAGCGAUGGCAACAGACCUUUCUGCUACAAACUUAUUCUCCCAUAUGCCAUCAUUAUUGCUAUUUUAUCACCGGUUACAGUGGUGGGCAAUUCGGUGAUUUUGGCGGCAAUUUGGAAGAAGACGUUUGUGAAGACACCAUUCCAUAUACUGCUUAGCGGAUUAGCGUUCACUGACUUAUGUACAGGACUCAUUGCCCAGCCACUAGUUGCCACUGUCAGCUUGAUGUACAUCGUCAGGAAAGAUCAUGAUUCGUUUACACUCAUCAUAGAUACAAUUGGCGUUAGUAGUGCCAUCUACUUUAUUGAAGUCACGGUUCUUCUCAUAACACUGAUGUCCAUUGAGCGUUGGCUGUACAUGUCUCGAAGAUCCCUGGUUACAUCGCAUCGUGGAUGUCUCACUGUUGUCACAAUAUUGAUCGUUCCGAUUCCUACCGUUGUUUUGCGGGUUUUAGCUAAUGAUAAACACAGCUACGACAAUAGGUUGAGGGUAGCAAUUAUUGCCACCAUGCUCACUUGCUAUCUCACCACGUCUUUUGCCUAUUUUAAAGUUUACCGAAUCAUUCGUCAUCACCAACAGCAAGUGCAAGCAAACGAAGCUUCGCAGAAUUAUGCUCAGCAAGCAAUAAACCUGGCAAAAUACAAGAAAUCUGUCACCACCAUGCUAUUUAUCAUAGCGUUACUUUCUUUUUGUUUCAUUCCUUUUGUAGUUUCUAGUGGAGUCAUAGUAAGUCUAGAAGAGAUGAGUUCAGAAAUAUAUAUCGCCGAUAGCGUGUCCACCAUACUCAUAUUUCUGUCGUCUUCGCUCAAUCCAGGCCUCUACCUGUGGAGAAUGAAGGAUAUUCGCCAUGGAGUGAAACAACUAUUGUGUUGGGGAACCUAG
This is a messenger RNA of Orbicella faveolata, 948 nucleotides long. RefSeq names its product high-affinity lysophosphatidic acid receptor-like. NCBI's taxonomy places the organism in Eukaryota, Metazoa, Cnidaria, Anthozoa, Scleractinia, Merulinidae. Gene Ontology annotation, molecular function: G protein-coupled receptor activity. Gene Ontology annotation, cellular component: membrane. The record is from RefSeq and is a predicted model, not a curated record. Gene Ontology annotation, biological process: G protein-coupled receptor signaling pathway.